AUGAACGUGACCGUAUGCGAAGUCGGUCAUUUAGAAAACUGCCCGCGUAUAAGCGAAAAUCGUUUAAAAACAAUUAAAAUGGAGGAUUUCCAAUGUUUAUCAAAAUUAAAUUUAUUAUCUCUGUCUAAUAACCUUAUCGCAUAUAUAGCUCCGAACACGUUUCAUAAGCUGGCAUCAUUAGCAACUUUACGCUUAUCAAGUAAUGCUCUCAGAAAUUUGAAGUCGAACGUUUUCGGAGACGGAUGCGGCAUAAAAUACCUGCAUAUAUCGAACAAUCGAUUACAAGAGAUUGAUUCGUCGUCAUUUUGCAGCUUAGGAAAACUUCAACUUCUGGUUUUAUCAGGAAAUCACAUUACCAAUCUUACUAGAGGAUCUAUAAGCUGCCUUAAGACACUAAGCACUUUAUAUUUAAGGAAAAAUGAUAUAGAAGAUAUUGAAGCAAGAGCUUUUUGUGGCGCAACCAAUUUACAAGCAUUGAUUUUAAGCCAGAAUUUAAUCAAAGAAAUAGCGCCAUCGGCAUUUUGCGACAUGCCUUCACUUUCCCUUCUAAAUUUAAGUCAUAACGCCAUCCAAGACAUAGAAAAUAAUUCGUUUUGUGAAACCAUGAGCCUAACUGCAUUAGAUCUUACCGGAAAUCUACUGACUAAGAUUACUAAUAAAACUUUUGCAUGCCUAGGCAAACUCUUUAAGCUCCAACUCAGCUAUAAUAACAUGCAAGAUAUUGCUCCUCGUUCAUUUUGUACGCUAUUGAAGCUAAAACGUUUAUAUCUAGAUCAAAACAAACUGCAAAAUAUAUCAGAAUCGAUGCUUAGUUGUUUAAAAAAAUUGCUGACUCUAAAUCUGAAUCUAAACGAAAUAAACAACAUCAUGGUCGGUGCAUUUGAGGAUCUUGUUAUUUUACAAGAGCUGAGACUGGUCGAUAAUCUAAUAUUUGAUUUAAGUUUAUUCUACAAUUUAACUUCUAUACAGUUGCUAUCUUUAGAAAGUAAUCAGAUAUCCACAAUUAGCCCAGUCGCCUUUACCAAACUAGCAAAACUUGCUACACUGAAAUUAGCAGGAAAUCACUUAUCCAGGUUCAAUGGCUUAAUAUUUUCGGCAAAUGUUACACUAAGCGUUUUAGGAUUAGAAAAGACAAAUAUCAGAAGACUUAGCGGUCCUGAUAUUUUCAAUGGAAACCAAACGCUUGCCGAGCUGAAAAUAACACAUAACUACUUGCAAGAAUCCCCUCCGCUCAAUUUUAAUGGUGUACCAUCGCUAGAAUCACUAUUUCUACGUAAUAAUCGUUUGAAUAGUGUUCAUGAUCUGACUAUGGCUAAUUUAAAAAGUCUCAGGAAACUAGACUUACGUGGAAAUCACCUAAAAGACUUGACCUUUUUGCAACCAUUAAUAAGUCUAAGUUUUCUAUAUCUAGACAAUAACCGAAUUCGAUCGGUAAAGAGUACCUUUGAUGGAAUAAGUUCCUUAACAAAUCUAUCCUUGGAGGGUAAUCACAUCGAUUCAUGGAAUGCAUUACGAUUUAAUAAUACCAAAUUAAUAAGCCUUAUCUUUGAUAACAAUAAUAUUUCCCACAUCGAAUCAAAUUGCCAAUUAAUAUUCGAAAGAUUAAGCCACAUAAACAUAGCUGGAAAUAACGUUAAGAAACUAUCUACCGAUAUUGAUCCGUAUUUUUUUCGAAGCCUGGAUAUUAGUGACAAUCCUAUAAGACUGCAAAAUAUCAAAGGAAUUCUGAGAAGACGAACAGUAAUUUACAUAACAGCAUUAGAUAUCAGCAAUAAUAACCUAGGAUCAAUCGAUAUUGCAAACCUUGCUGCGGACAGUUACAAGAAUCUCGAGGCGCUAUACGUACAAGGUAAUAGCUUAGCUUUCGUUACACAGACAUCCUUUUUUGGACCACCCGAUCUAUCUACGGUGCUAUCUGGGCGAGAUUAUCUUUGUUGUAUGGUUCCUGGUAAAGUUAAGACUUGCCAACCAACAAAUUUAAUUUAUUCUGAUGGUGAUUUUGGAUUACAUUCCGAAAAUUGGCUAUCGAAUCCUGGUUGUCAUAUCGCUUGCCUUCUAGUAAUAAUAUCAACACUAAUGUCGGUUCUUAUUAUGGCUAUCAUUAGUGUUGAUAGAUUUAUUUGCAUUGCUUAUCCUUUCUCUACUGCUAAUUUAUCUCUGAAAGUUGCUAGAAUCACUCUUGGACUGGAAGUUAUCGCCUCUUUUAAUGCUAUAGAAGACUAG
Messenger RNA from Trichoplax adhaerens, 2223 nucleotides. RefSeq lists its product as uncharacterized. Gene Ontology annotation, cellular component: membrane; extracellular matrix. The transcript is spliced from 30 exons. The coding region runs from base 1 to 2223 and encodes 740 amino acids. The record is from RefSeq and is a predicted model, not a curated record. Gene Ontology annotation, molecular function: G protein-coupled receptor activity; protein binding. Lineage: Eukaryota; Metazoa; Placozoa; Uniplacotomia; Trichoplacea; Trichoplacidae. Gene Ontology annotation, biological process: G protein-coupled receptor signaling pathway; toll-like receptor signaling pathway; immune response.